CACAACACAACACGAGCUCUUAGAUUCAGAGAACAACAUUAACACACACAAACAGUUCGCACUUUAAGGAUCUCCCUCCCAUUUACUAGCUCUCUCAACUAUUCUAUUCUUAACCGACUCUCUCUCUCUGACUUUUCACUCUCUUACAUUAAUUUUCCUACUUACAUUUUUUUUUUUUUGUUCCUCAGAAACAACAACAUGGUCUCUGGUCCAACAACAACAUCACUUUCUCUUUCUUCUUCUUCAUCUUCUUUUUUGUUUGGUUUUAAUUCCCUGAAAUUUUCACAGCGUGCUAGGUUGAAGUUUAUAGACAACGUGAACGAAAGAAAAUUCACGUUCGCGCCUUUGAAAUGCAUUCGCAUAUCGGGUUUUGAUUCGUGUUCCGCCUUGACGGCGACGGAAGCCCCGCUAGCUCCGUCGUCGGAGCUCGUGUCCGACAAGCUCCACCGCCUGGCGACGGAGUUCAGGGCCCUGCAUGAGCCAAUCGACCGGGUGAAGCGGCUGCUGCACUACGCGGCGAUUCUUCCUCCGGCGGACGAGUCGAGGACUCGGGCGCCGGAGAACCGGGUCACGGGGUGCACGACCCAGGUGUGGGUGGAGGCCGAGUUGGACGAAUCGGGUCGGGUUCGGUUCAGGGCCGACAGCGACUCGGAGAUUUCCAAAGGGUUCUGCUCGUGCUUGAUUUACGUGCUGGACGGUGCGGAUCCGGAGGAGGUGGCCAUGGUCAAGGCCAACGACUUGUCGGAUUUGAACGUUGGCUUGCACGGCAAGUCGCAUUCUAGAGUCAACACGUGGCACAAUGUGCUCGUGGCUAUGCAGAAGAGGACCGAGGCUUUGCUCCCACAACAACCUCAGAUACCACAAGAUGGCAAAAGCUGGAUGCCAAUUUAUCACGGUCUUAAGUGUGGAUUUUAGUUGGGAAAACGUGUGUGCGAUCCUUGAUUAGGCUGGAUUUGGGAAGGGAUUCCUAUAGUAUAAAUUUAAACAUACUUUAUGGACAUGAUCCCUACAUGACUGCAAUAUUACCAAGUUGUUUCAGCGGAUGGCUAUAAUGGGAAAUGAAAAGGUUGCUGAGAUAUAUCCAGGACACCACGAGAGACUUCGAUAGUAUCACUGUUGCCUUGCCUGCACUAUUACCAUGUAACUCUUUAGUUGCUUUAGGGUUUUUUUCUUUUCUUUUCUUUUUUUGGGUAUAACUACUUUUUAGGAUAUGUCGUAUGGAUUAAACGUGGCUUUUGGAUUUUAUAUCAUGUCAAUUUUGUUUACUUUCUAGUUGUAUCUUGUACUUAAUAAAAGGAAUGUUCUGUAAAAAGUUUCUUUUACUGGAACUUAUGACCUA
Quercus lobata is the source of this 1339-nucleotide messenger RNA. RefSeq names its product sufE-like protein 2, chloroplastic. The record is from RefSeq and is a predicted model, not a curated record. The transcript is spliced from 3 exons. Bases 199 to 915 code for a protein of 238 amino acids. Lineage: Eukaryota; Viridiplantae; Streptophyta; Magnoliopsida; Fagales; Fagaceae.